Molecule: messenger RNA, 6729 nt
Organism: Talpa occidentalis (Iberian mole)
Lineage: Eukaryota; Metazoa; Chordata; Mammalia; Eulipotyphla; Talpidae
Gene: IQGAP3
Product: IQ motif containing GTPase activating protein 3
Exons: 38
Coding region: 53-4951 (1632 amino acids)
Biological process (GO): regulation of actin cytoskeleton organization; regulation of GTPase activity
Cellular component (GO): cytoplasm
Molecular function (GO): actin filament binding; calmodulin binding; GTPase activator activity
Source: RefSeq, a predicted model, not a curated record
UGAGGGGCGGUGGCCCAGCGGCGGGAGAUUCAAACCUGGAAGAAGGAGGAACAUGGAGGGGAGAGGAAUGGGCCCCAGCCGUGCGGUCUAUGAACGCCUCACAGCUGAGGAGAUGGAUGAGCAGAGGCGGCAGAAUGUAGCCUACCAGUACCUGUGCCGGCUAGAGGAAGCCAAGCGCUGGAUGGAGGCCUGCCUGAAGGAGGAGCUUCCUUCGCCAGUGGAGCUGGAGGAGAGCCUUCGGAAUGGAGUGCUGUUGGCCAAACUAGGCCAUUGUUUUGCACCCUCUGUGGUUCCCUUGAAGAAGAUCUAUGACGUGGAGCAGCUGCGGUACCAGGCAACUGGCUUGCACUUCCGUCACACAGACAACAUCAACUUUUGGCUGUCUGCAAUAGCCCACAUUGGUCUGCCUUCGACCUUCUUCCCUGAGACCACAGACAUCUAUGACAAGAAGAACAUGCCCCGGGUAGUCUACUGCAUCCACGCACUCAGUCUCUUCCUUUUCCGGCUGGGAUUGGCCCCACAGAUACAUGAUCUAUAUGGAAAGGUGAAGUUCACAGCUGAGGAACUCAGCAACAUGGCCUCUGAACUGGCCAAAUAUGGCCUCCAGCUGCCUGCCUUCAGCAAGAUCGGGGGCAUCCUGGCCAAUGAGCUCUCAGUGGAUGAGGCUGAAGUCCAUGCUGCUGUUCUUGCCAUCAAUGAGGCAGUGGAGCGAGGGGUGGUGGAGGACACACUGGCUGCUUUGCAGAAUCCUAAUGCUCUGCUGGGAAAUCUUCGCGAGCCUCUGGCAGCCAUCUACCAGGAGCUGCUGGCCCAGGCCAAGAUGGAGAAAGCUGCCAAUGCCAGGAACCACGAUGCUGGAGAAAACCAGGACAUCUAUGACUGCUACCUAACUCAGGCUGAAAUCCAGGGCAACAUCAACCAUGUCAAUGUCCAUGGAGCGCUAGAAGUGGUUGAUGAAGCCCUGCAAAGACAGAGCCCUGAGGCCUUGCUUAAGGCCCUUCAAGACCCUGCAUUGGCCCUGCAAGGAGUGAGACGAGACUUUGCUGAUUGGUACCUGGAACAACUGAGCUCAGACAGAGAGCAGAAAGCACAGGAACUGGGCCUGGAGGAGCUUCUGGAAAAGGAGGAGGUCCAAGUGGGUGUGACUGCAGCCAACAUGAAGGGUGAUCAGGAACAAGCCAUGCUCUGGGCUGUGCAGAGGAUCAACAGAGCCAUCCAGAGGGGAGUGGCUGCUGAUACUGUGAAGGAGCUCAUGUGUCCUGAAGCCCAGCUGCCUCCAGUCUACCCCUUUGCCUCAACUCUGUACCAGCAAGAGCUGGCAGUGCUCCAGAAGCAGCAAGAGGGGGAGCUUGACCAGGAGGAGCUCUUCGUGGCUGUGGAAAUGCUCUCAGCAGUGGUCCUGAUUAACCAGGCCCUGGAAGCCAGGGACGCCAAUGGCUUCUGGAACAGUCUGGUGAACCCUGCCACUGGCCUGGCUGAGGUGGAAGGAGACAAUGCUCAACGUUACUUUGAUGCUUUGGUGAAGCUGCGACAGGUGCGUGGAAUAGAUGGGACCAUGUUGAGCUGGAAUGACCUGCAGGCCACUGUGUGCCAGGUCAAUGCCCAUGUCCAGGAAGAGACCGAUCAGGUCCUUGCUGUCAAUCUCAUCAAUGAAGCUCUGGACCAAGACAACCCUGAGAAGACUAUCUCUGCCCUGCUGCUUCCCACUGCCGGCCUGGAUGGUGUCAGCCUCCCUGUUGCCCCUCGGUACCAUCUCCUCCUAGUGGCAGCCAAAAGGCAGAAGGCCCAGGUGACAGGAGACCCUGGAGCUGUGCUGUGGCUGGAAGAGAUCCGCCAAGAAGUGGUUAGAGCUAACCGGGAUACUGACACAGCUCAGAGAAUGGCUCUUGGUGUGGCCGCCAUCAAUCAGGCCAUCAAAGAGGGCAAGGCAGCCCAGACAGAGCGAGUGUUAAGGAACCCUGCCGUGGCCCUCCGAGGGGUGGUUCCCAACUGUGCUAAUGGCUACCAGCGAGUCCUAGAAGAUAUCAUGGCAAAGAAGCAGUGCCCAGGGGACACAGCUUUCUGGGUUCAACAUGACAUGAAGGAUGGCGCUGCCUACUACUUCCAUCUGCAGACAUUCCAAGGGACCUGGGAGCAGCCCCCCGGGUGCCACCUCAAUACUUCUCAUCUGACACGGGAGGAGAUCCAGUCAGCUAUCACCAAGGUCACCGCUGCCCACGACCGCCGGCAGCUCUGGAAGGCCAACGUCGACUUUGUCAUCCGGCUCCAAGCCCGCCUCCGUGGCUUCCUGGCUCGGCAGAAGUUUGCUGAACGUUCCCACUUUCUGAGGACCUGGCUCCCUGCAGUCAUCAAGAUCCAGGCUCAUUGGCGGGGUUGCAGACAGAGAAAGAUUUAUCUAGAACGGUUGCAGUAUUUAAAGGCAAACAUGGAUGCCGUGAUCAAGAUCCAGGCAUGGGUCCGCAUGUGGGCAGCUCGGAGGCGAUACCGAAAGCGUCUGGGCUACUUCCAGAAGAAUGUUAACUCCGUUGUGAAGAUCCAGGCGUUUUUCCGAGCCAGGAAAGCCCGGGGUGACUAUAGAGCCUUAGUCCACAUGUCCCAUCCCCCUCUCAGCGUAGUACGAAAAUUUGCCCACCUCUUAAAUCAAAGCCAGCAGGACUUCUUGGCUGAAGCAGAGCUACUGAAGCUCCAGGAAGAGGUAGUCAGGAAGAUCCGGUCCAAUCAGCAGCUAGAACAGGACCUCAACCUCAUGGACAUCAAGAUUGGCCUGUUGGUAAAGAACCGGAUCACACUACAGGAGGUGGUCUCCCACUGCAAGAAGCUCACCAAAAAGAAUAAGGAACAGCUUUCAGACAUGAUGGUUCUGGACAAACAGAAGGGAUUAAAGUCUCUGAGUAAAGAGAAACGGCAGAAACUAGAAGCUUACCAACACCUCUUGUACCUGCUCCAGACUCAUCCUAUCUAUCUGGCCAAGCUGAUCUUCCAGAUGCCACAGAACAAAACCACCAAGUUCAUGGAGUCAGUGAUUUUCAGCCUAUACAACUAUGCCUCUAACCGCCGUGAGGCCUACCUUCUACUCCAGCUCUUCAAGACCGCACUCCAGGAGGAAAUCAAGUCAAAGGUGGAGCAGCCCCAGGACAUGGUGACAGGUAACCCUACUGUGGUGAGACUGGUGGUGAGAUUCUACCGUAAUGGGCGGGGCCAGAGUGCUCUGCAGGAGAUUCUGGGCAAGGUUAUCCAGGAUGUGCUGGAAGACAAGCUGCUCAGCGUUCACACAGACCCUGUCCACCUCUACAAGAGCUGGAUCAACCAGACUGAGGCCCAGACAGGGCAGCGCAGCCAUCUCCCCUAUGAUGUCACCCCAGAGCAAGCCUUGAGUCACUCUGAGGUCCAGAGACGGCUGGACAUCUCCCUUCGCAAUCUCCUCGCCCUGACGGAGAAGUUCCUUGUAGCCAUCAUGUCAUCUGUGGACCAAAUUCCGUAUGGGAUGCGAUACGUGGCCAAGGUCCUGAAGACAACUCUGACAGAGAAGUUCCCCAAUGCCACAGAGAAUGACAUCUACAAGGUGGUAGGAAACCUUCUGUACUACCGGUUCCUGAACCCAGCUGUUGUGGCCCCCGAUGCCUUUGACAUUGUGGCCAUGGCGGCAGGUGGCGCCCUGGCAGCCCCCCAGCGCCACGCUUUGGGAGCUGUGGCUCAACUCCUGCAGCAUGCUGCGGCUGGAAAGGCCUUCUCUGGGGAGAGCCAGCACCUGCAGGUCUUGAAUGACUAUCUGGAGGAGACUCACCUCAAGUUCAGGAGGUUCAUCUGCCGAGCCUGCCAGGUACGAGAGCCUGAAGAGCGCUUUGCGAUGGACGAGUACACGGACAUGGUGGCUGUGGCCAAGCCCAUGGUGUACAUCACCGUGGGGGAGCUGGUCAACACACACAGGUUGUUGCUGGAGCACCAGGACUUGAUUGCCCCUGAUCACCGCGACCCCCUGCACGAACUCCUGGAGGACCUUGGGGAGCUGCCGACUGUCUCUGACCUCAUUGGGGAGAACAUAACUGCAGAUGGGAACGUAGAUCUGAGCAAGCUGGAAGUGUCACUGACACUCACAAACAAGUUUGAAGGGCUGGAAGCAGACACCAAUGAUACCAACGCCCAGAGCCUACUGCUGAGCACCAAGCAGAUGCUGUCUGACAUCAUGCAGUUCCACCCAGGGGACUCCAUUGAGGAGAUCCUGUGCCUCUCGGCAUCCAGAGAGCAGGAAGCUGCCCACAAGCGACUGAUGUGCAGACGUGAGGCCUGUGAGGCCCAGACUCCAGAGCCGCUUCGACGAUACCACUCGCUGACAGCUCACUCCCUCUUGCCACUGGCAGAGAAGCAGCGGCGGGUGCGAAGGAACCUGCGCCGGCUGGAGGGCCUUGGGCUGGUCAGUGCCAGCGACGGCUACCAGGGGCUGGUGGAUGAACUGGCCAAGGACAUCUACAACCAACGCAGAUACCGGCAGCGGCGGAAGGCAGAGCUGGUGAAGCUGCAAGCCACUUUCCAGGGCCUGAGCACCAAGACCACCUUCUAUGAGGAGCAGGGCGACUAUUACAGCCAGUACAUCCGGGCCUGCCUGGACCACCUGGCCCCCAGCUCCAAGAGCGCUGGAAAGAGGAAGAAGCAGCCAUCCCUUCAUUACACCGCUGCACAGCUCCUGGAGAAGGGUGUCUUGAUAGAAAUCGAGGAUCUUCCCAAUUCUCACUUCAGAAAUGUGAUCUUUGAUAUCACCCCUGGAGACGAAGCAGGAAAGUUUGAAGUAAAUGCCAAGUUCCUGGGAGUGGAUAUGGAGCGAUUUCAACUUCACUAUCAGGACCUCCUGCAGCUCCAGUAUGAGGGUGUGGCUGUCAUGAAACUCUUCAACAAGGCCAAGGUCAAUGUUAACCUUCUCAUCUUCCUCCUCAAUAAGAAAUUCUUGCGGAAGUGACUGAGGCAGUGGGUGCUACCCAUGCUCCUCUUACCUCACUGGAUGCUUUUCUGAACACUAACUUACUACUCAGCUUCCCUUCAGACAACCAGAGCUCAGGACUGGGUAGGACUGAGGAGCCUCACCCCUUCCCCAGCUGGAAGGAGUCUGUCUACCUGACUACAGGCAGGGUCUCUAAUUGGCUAAGGUGAGCCUUGCCCCAGAGUCUGGCUGUGUGACUUUUAAGUCCCAGAACCCCAUGGUUUUCGGGCCAGAUGGUCGGGUAUGAAGCCAGGGCCUGCCCUUGGGCUGAGGAAGGCUACUGCUCUGAUGCCUGUGGCUGCCCUCCCGUGGUGACCCCACUGUCUGAUUUCCCUCCACUUUCCUUCCCUGCAACCCCAAAGCCAGGCCAGGGCUCUUCCUUCUCCCCCACUAUAUCAGCUGUGGAUGUUCCUGCCCAGCUGAAGCCCUACUGCUCUGCUGUGCUCCAGCCCUUGUCCAUACCCAGGAGGGACAGGCAGUACUUGUUAAUGCCCACUGGCACUGUGGCACUGUUGUCCUCCAUGACUGCUAUGUCAGGAUGACCCUCCUUAACCUCAAACCCCAUUCCUUUGUUUAUGGUCUGUUUUAUAUGUGGGUCACUGGGGUAUUUAUUCUCUCCCCAACCCCUGCACUCUGGGCACUGUGCAGUCCUGGUCAUGAUCUUGAUGUUCCAUCUUUUUGAACUUGGAGAAGGAGUUCUCAUCUCCCCUCAAAAUAAUAUUCAUGCCACUCACUCUUUUAUACUUGUACUUAAAAGUCACCUUGGGUGAGGGGCAAUAAGAUCCCCACUCAUGUUUAAGAUCUCUCUAUUUCAGCUUCAUGUGAUACGAAGAGUAGUCUUCCGCUUUUCUCUUUCACCCUCAGGGCUCUUGCGCCUGAGAACCAACUCUUCCAGGCAACUCCGACAGACCUGCAGUCUUAUCUCUCUUUCUUGUCCUCAGCUGCUCAACUUCCUGUCCCUUUUACCCUGAUUUUAUUUCAAUAAAGCAGCUGUUACCCCUACAUCAGUUGUUAACCCCUUAUUUCAUUUCAUGAAGAACAGGCCUCCGAGUUCUGGGACAGACUUUCCCUGAGAGUCCAGGAGUCCUUCCUGCUGCUUCUCCAGCCUGUGCCUGCCUCCGUGCAGGCCCACUCUGCCUGCCUGAGCUCGUAAAAGCUUAAUGAGAUGUGUCCUUUAUUCCUCCCUUCCCUCCCCCAGGGGAUGGAGAGGAGGAAGGAAUGCUUAGGUUUCGAUUCUGCUUUUAUCGGCCACUCUGAAGACUAAAGCCAAAGAGGAGGAGAAACCAGUCCGAGUUCUACCCCACCCAUUUUGCACACAUUUCCAGCAGGUUCUUUCCCUGAGCCGUGACUGACAACACCUAAGGUGCUUGAGUGCAGCUCCUUCGGUGUUGUAGGUUCUACAUUCUGAUUAAGAUCCUCUUUCCAUAAAGAAAGCCCCUCCCUCCCCGGCCCUCUCUGCUUUCAGGAAGCAGGGAAGGGAAUCUGUGGGAAGGGGACAAUACAGACACACACCUGCCUCACACCUGAACUCCCAAGCCACCUACAAGUUUGCCUGGCUCAGCCUGCCUCCUGCACUGCGUUCCAUUCUGUCACUCAGGAUCUGUCUUGCUGUCACAUUCAAUCUCAGUCAUAUCCUCUUCCCCCCCUUAACAUGUCACAGCAAAGACUUCAAGUCCUGCCUUGCUCUGGGUGACAGUGGAUCCAACUUUUUCCACAUGAGCAGUCAUCAUUAAAAAUCUCACUUUCAAGGGCCUCCC